Symbiodinium necroappetens is the source of this 4071-nucleotide messenger RNA. The record is from the annotation of a GenBank genome assembly. Lineage: Eukaryota; Dinophyceae; Suessiales; Symbiodiniaceae.
AUGACAAGCAAUGGGUCGACUAGCUGUGGUGGCAGCCAACCAUCCAUCUUUUCGCGGUUCAGGGAGAAGUUGCCAGACAAACCAUUGUUGGUCAGCGGCGCAGUCGGAGGACCAUGCGUGAUCUUCCUGUGCACGCCCUUGCGAAAUGGAUUGACCUUGGGCGCCCAGGACAAGAAGUCGGGCAUCGCUGGCUUAUACCGCAAGGUUUUCCGAGGUGGCACGCAAGCAGGUUGGACCGGCGGCUUGGCACCCGCUGUCGUCGCUUGCCCUCAGUUCCUCGCCGUUGGCCCCAUGUACCACUUCAUGAAUGGCGGUUUGAUGGAACUGACAUCUGCAUCCAAAUUGUUUUGUUCAGCAGUUGCUUCUUUCGGAGCUUCACUCCUUGAGACGUUUCUGACACACUGGGUUGCGGGUCUCGCUAGCGCAGAAUGCGGCAGCAUGGCCUUCGAGGGCAAGGCGAAAGCACGCGGAUCGCCUGAGGGGCAGAAUGAAGGCGUCCGGACGGGCCACGGCGGCCACGGCGGCCAAGGCCAGGGCCCUGCGGGUCCGGGCCCGCAGCGGAGCCGCGACAACUUUCUCUCGGCUGCGGUGCUGGGCAACAUGGUCAGUCUUGGGUCGGAUGCUGCCAAUGCUGGCAUGAUGGCGGUAAGACAUGCGCGGAUCAUCCAGCAACUCAUUCUGGCUUCUGGCAACGAAGCCAGCAAAGCUUACGAGAAAUGGCAGCGCCGGGGAAAAGCCUCGGUGUUCUCGAGGAAAGACGUGGAUGACCUGCAGAACGACGUCCGGAAAGCCGGGAACAAACUGCAGCAGAAGCGACGUGCGAACCUUCUACAGCGCCUGGCUACCGACGGGCCGUCGGCGCAGGACGCUUUUGGGAGCCGCCGUUCGAUGACGGAGACGCCGAAGCCCGAAGCGAGAGGUGCUGGAGCUUCCCCCGAGUCUCGCGAUUCCUUCGCCUCGGGCAGCGGAUCAGACCAGCCCGGGCGGCCCCGAUCGGGGCCUACUUCGCCCUCCUCGAGCGGAGAGACGAGCACAAGCAGCUCCUCAAGUGAUUCUGGGGACUCCGAUGAAGAGGUGCCAGGGCUGGGCUUCAUGCGCAUGGCCGGGCGAAGGGCGUCUUUCACGGAAUCGGAGAAUCCUGUCAACCUUGUCGCCCAGAGGAGAAUCGCGGUUCGUCAGCCGUCGCUGCUUCAGCAGCCCGCUCUGGGACAGCUGGUGCGGCAAUCCAUGCUGAGCCCGGGUGGUGGCCCUGGCGCCAUGCUCCAGCCGGGGCAGGGAAGCGAGGCGCGGCCGAAGAGGCAGUCGCAGUGGGGUCAGCUUGCAGGAUUGGCGAGGCUUCUCAUACCGAAAGAGGGGAGUGCAGGACCUGGAUCCAGCAUUUCUGCAGCACCAGACGAAGGCCGGAGUGAUGUGGAGCAAAGCGACACCCAAGACGAAGGGAUCAACGAAGGACGAACCUUGGAGCUCACAGCUGCUCAGAGACGGAAGCUGCCGGAGGUCUUUGGGAUCUCAAAAUUCCGUGACAGGACGACCAUCCUCGGACAGCAAUGGCAGGAGCCGGCCCCCACUUUGAAGCGCUUCCACCUCGAGGUGGCAGAGCGGCUUGGCCUCGAUGCCGAAGCGGGGGACUGGGAUCCAGGGCUGACCUACGAGAUGAGCGUCGCCAAGUUGGAGGAGCUGGCCGAGAGGAAGAUCUUGCGACAUCAGCAUCGGGCGGCCACGCGGAUCCAGAGCAGGUGGAGGAGCUACCAGAUCCGGAAGCCCCUGCGCCAGGUCAUCCUGCAACGGCUGGCGGCCCGGCAGCGACUCCGAAGCUGGAUUCGCCGGGUCAUCCGGAGGAGACGAGUGGCGGAUCGCAUGAACCACCUGCGCUUCUGUAUCCAAGCGGCCAUCACCAUCCAGGCGCAUAUCCGCCGGUGGAGGGUGCAGACACAGCUGGCCUCUGCAAAAGAUCUCCAUCGCGUACGGUACCGAAUGACCAUCUUGAGCAAAGAGCUUCUCGGGAGGAGCCGGAAAGAGGUGCUGACCUUCGGUUCCCAAUCCAGGUACAACAACUCCUUCGUUCUCUUCGCCUCCGUCGUGGAUGGGACUUGCGCGCAGAGACACUUCAUCCGUGUCCUUGUCUUUUUCGUUCUCUGCAUUCAGGACAUGUGGGGCCCUGGUGCCGAGGCACUCCUGAUCCGAAACUUCCUCAGUGUCAUGGCAGUCCGAAGCCUCUCACCUUGGCUACAGGAGCGGCUGCCGGAGAUGCGGGGCAAAGCGGGCCUUUGUGAUGUGGGGAGCUCCCUUGUGAUGUGCACCAUGACAGCCCCGGUUCACCAGCUCUUCAAUUUCCUCGCCACGAGCCCCGAGGAGCGCACCCUGGGAAAAAAGCAGCGUGUGGCGCGUGCGGCGGGCGCAAUGGGCGUUUCGGAGCGUCCGCCUUGGAAGAUGCUGGAAGCUCCGCUGCACUCGGCUCUUCACGCGACAGAGAGGCGAGUCGAGAGGCCGACGAAGCAAGCGCGCCUGGAGGUAUUCCAAGCAGAUCCGAACAGCUCGAGCACGCGACCAGAGGAGUCAACAGCCCAUCCGUCGGCAGCAGCCGUUGGUGUCCUUCAGAGACCGGCGGAAGAUCUGUCCAGCUCUCCUGGCCGCGCCAGGGCUGGUUCCAGCAUCCCCACCAACCCCCCCAGCAACCCCUCCGGCAACCCCAGCAAUGCCGGCAACCCACCCGGCAACCCACCCGGCAACCCCAGCAACCCGCCCGGCAACCCCCCCGGCAACCCCCCCAAUAACCCGCCCGGCAACCUCCCCGGCAACCACCACGGCAACCCCAGCCUCAGUAACUCGCCCAAUCCCUCCAGCAAGAAGGCACGAGAGCUUCUUCGCCAAUCCAGCUUCGAAGCCAGACUGGAAGCCUUCGUCGCGACGAACUUCGAGCAUGAGGCCGAGGCAGACGAGCUGAUCGAAGAGGCCCCUCGCCCGCCGGAGGAGCAAGCGAGGGAGCGCUUUGCUCGUCGCCUCGCAAGCGGUGUCGACGAGGUGUCGCUUCCGAGCCUGCUCUCGGAGCUGCAGACGGAGGCUCCCUCCUGGGGCAGCACGAGGCGGCUGCGCAGCGUGGCGCUCCUGCUCGUCUACGUGUCUCGGUCCUCUCGAGUGUGUCGGGGUGCUUUUGUGGCACAGGGCCUCCCACUGCUGGGAGAACUGAUGACCGAGUCUGUGCAAGUGCUGGAGGCCGGGCCAGACACGGAGCGCCAUGAGGCGGGGCUGCGAACUGUGGCAAGCCUCAGCUGCUUGAAUGCCCUCGCUGUUGGCCGCGCCACGAUGUGGGAGCAUCGGCAGAUCCUCGGCAAAGCCUUCGACCGACUACACCGUUGGUGCAGCCAGGAGAGGACGGCUUUGGCGGCUGAGCUGCGCGCCCCGACGCAGUCCUUGUCCAGGAGGUGGCGCCAACAACCCAAGCCAGCGGUGCAGGAUACUCCCGCCAACAAAGCCUUGCGGGUGAAGGUGCUGGAGCUGAUCCGACAGGGUCUGGAAGACGGUGCUGGGUCGCAUGCGACCGUGGCCUCGGAGAUCGAGGCGGCGCUCUACGCCCUCUACGCAGGCGCCAGCAGCGACUACCGGCAGCACGCCAGGAUGCUCCGUCACAACAUGAUUCAGCCCGAGAACGGCGCUCUCAGAAGACGAAUCCUGACGGGGGAAAUCGGUGCACAGGACUUGGUCCGAAUGGACUCGAGGUCCUUGGCGCCGGAGACACUGCAGGAGCAAAGGCGCCGGGAGGAGUUGGAAGCCUUGAAGAGCGUCGUCAUUGCAGAGGCCAAGAGCUCGUUCUCGCCCGCGCCACAAUCUUUCGACUGGCGAGAUGAAACCUACAACCCAAGUGCAUCCAGAGAAGAGGAAGAUGCCGGAACCCGGCAGGCCGUGCCGGCCUUCGCCGAGAGCUCUGCCGAGUUCAUGGAGCAGCCCACGCCGCUUCGCACCACCUCCCAGGGCGCCCCCAGCACACCCGAGGCCAUGGCGACCCCGGCGCCCGAGGAGGACGACGAGCAGGGGGACGAUCUGAUCCGCCAUUUCUCGCAGCGAGUGCACUGA